AUGAAAAGAGAGGUGGAAAAUGCGAUGCUUGAACAAGUAGCCAACUCAAAGAGACGUCGACUGGUGGCGGCUGGUAGCACUAGCCAUGGUACGAAAGAUCCAGGUUCAUCAACAAGCAAGAAGAGGAAGGCUGAGGACGCGACACUGGAGCAGCCCAUCACUCCACCAAAACACGUCGCCUUCACUUUCCAAGAGCCGAGGGAAGAGCCGGCUGACAAGUUGAAAGGCACCUUCAAACCGCCGGCUCCGGUACGUGUCCCAAGCUGGGAGCGUAUGCUUGGCAACCUAGAGGUGAGUCCUCAUAUCAUCAGAAGUGGGUGUAACAGCUAUCCGGAGGACCUGGGUCUCUGUGGAGAGAGUCUUGGCGCUGUUGGGGGUCAGGGACACGUAGUCACACUUUUCGGCCUACCAAAUACUGCAUAUUUAUCUCAAAGAGGGUCGGGGGGAACUUCUACGGCAAAAGUUGGUGCGGGCCUUUGCUCAGUAUUUCGUGGGGGACUUGGAUUCAAACAACCACCCAAGUCUGGCCCAGGCAGCACUCAAAUAAUUCAAGCUCUCACAAGCAACCUAGACUCCCGCUUUGAGUCACCGAGUAUCACUAGCGGAUGCCUAGAGGGUAUAUCUACCAUGUUUGCGCGGCUCACAUGGUUUGUGCUACAUUCUAGACUUCAAAGCGGGCUGGGGCCAGAGGCUCAUACCGAUGUCUUACCGCUGCCAUUCUUGGCUCAUAUCUCUCAUCUAAUCGGUCCAAUUGCCGCUGCUCCUGUCCCUGCUUCUGUUGCCACUCUGGCCCCUGCUGCCUCUCUGGUUCCUGCUGCUGCUGCUGCUUUCCACAGCUCAGAUGUAGCUAUGCUAAUUGACCCCAUUUAUUAUACUAUCAAGGUCGAGGUUAUCGACUACACAGAUGAUGGCCUGACCAAGACCUGUAAUAACACUAAGCAGCCUCAUUCUUCAGAAUUGUUAAUCUUUUAUUUAUAA
Molecule: messenger RNA, 978 nt
Organism: Lobosporangium transversale
Lineage: Eukaryota; Fungi; Mortierellomycota; Mortierellomycetes; Mortierellales; Mortierellaceae
Exons: 3
Coding region: 1-978 (325 amino acids)
Source: RefSeq, a predicted model, not a curated record